AUGGAUCCCUCAUCGUCUUCCUGGACAUCUCAAUCUGUCACCACAGAGGAAUUGAGGUGGUUUCAUUCUAUAGACAGCGAGAUAUUCCGGCGUCUAGUUCUCAGCCUUGGCCGGGGGGUUGAAGAGACUAUGAAGAUUAUAGGACUCUGGCUUUGGUUGGAAAGCAUGGGCUUCCCAAAUAUGGUGGUCAGACUCUUAUCUUUACCAGAUAUAGUUCUCAAUCUCAUAACAAACGAAGCUGUUAAUUGCUUAAACGCUUUGGAAAGAGGAGCUAGUGCCAACACCAACACCAACAAUGAUGAACAGCUCCUUUUUACUCGUAGAAUUCUGAAUUCUACAGUAAUUUCCCUAUCUUUUCUCAAUGAGAACAGGAUUUCUGCUAUCAGAAGCAUAACCAAGUUCCUCACUGAUGUGGGAAAUAGAGUUUUUGAUGAUAUAAUCCAGAAAACUAUCAAUCAUAGAAACCAACUCUUUAAUUCUAUCUUUGGUGGUGAAGGUGGUGGUGUAAUCAAUUCCAAUUUAAGGCCCACUGCUCCUACUUUUUUCCCUGGGCUAAAUGUUAGAGGAAAGCAGGUCAUGGUGGGCCUGUGCAUGGGCCUGGACCAUUCUCAAUCUGGAUUCCAAGUCCCAUUUCCCUCCAACUCUCAAUUUGUUGUGGGUGCACCUUCAUCAUCAUCAACAACUCCACCUGCUCUUCUUCCUCAAUACCCUCCUCCGGUGGCCGCUGCUGAUACAACGGAAAAUUCGGCCGAUGAACGUACACUAUUUAUCACCUUCUCUAGGGGAUAUCCAAUCAAUGAAACAGAACUCCGGGUAUUUUUCGCCAUGAACUAUGGGGAUUGUGUAGAGAGUAUAUACAUGCAGGAAGUGCAGCAACCAUACGUGCAAGCAUUGUUUGCCCGUGUCGUCAUUAAUUCUUCCAUGAUCAUGGAUGCCAUCCUUCAAGAAGAAGACUCAGAAGGGAAGGCAAAGUUUGUAAUCAAUGGCAAACACGCAUGGGCAAGGAAAUACUUCCCCAAGGAAUCCAACAACUGA
This is a messenger RNA of Macadamia integrifolia, 1035 nucleotides long. RefSeq lists its product as uncharacterized. The coding region runs from base 1 to 1035 and encodes 344 amino acids. The transcript is spliced from 3 exons. The record is from RefSeq and is a predicted model, not a curated record. NCBI's taxonomy places the organism in Eukaryota, Viridiplantae, Streptophyta, Magnoliopsida, Proteales, Proteaceae.